AUGCAGAAACCAUUGAGAGAGCUGAGCCGGCUAUGCCUGGGUAAUCACAACAAUUCAAUUGUUGCUACGACGGAUGUCGUUCGUAAUGAGCCACCAAGUGGACUGCCUUUGCUUCAAGUAUGGCCAAGUGAUUCACCCAGAGAACCUGUUGAUGGUGAAACAUUUAUAUUUCCUGAUAAUCAUGACAGUAUUAAUGACAGUGGAAUUGAAUCAAUCCAGGCAUCACCAUCACCUUGUGGAGUAGCUUGUACAAGUGCAGCAACAAGUCCACAACAAUCACGUCGUCCAAGUCUUCUUCAUCCAGAUCAUGCACGUUUAAAUUUACAUCAUUUACAUCAUCACAGUGGUAACUCUUCAAAACAUCCACCAUCACCAGAUAGAUAUUCAAUUGAUGAAGAUGCACCACCAGCACCACCAAGUCCAUCAAGUUCAACAACAAGUAGCUUGAGAUCAAUGCCAAGUUCAGCAAUUGCUUCUGUACAUUCAACUCAUGAUAGAAGAAGAAGUAGCAGAUACAGUAUGUUUGAUGCACUGGAUUUAGAGUAUGCUUUAUUGCGAGCAGCAGCAAGAGGCUCAGUUGGUCCAUAUUCAUUUUCUGAAUCAUUACACAAACUAACAUUUACUCAAAGUCUUGCAUUUCCAGCAUUAGCACGUGGUCUUGCAUCAAAACAAAGUUUACCAACUAGACGUCCACAAAGACCAACUGAAGAUGGUUUAAAUGCAUUUGCUAAAGUUGUAACAGCAUUGGUAUUGAUGCUUGUUAGUGUACUUGUAUUUGGUGUUGUUUAUAAAUUUGUGAGAACGUGAGGUUUACUGCUGGUACCUGAACGUU
Molecule: messenger RNA, 832 nt
Organism: Aphidius gifuensis
Lineage: Eukaryota; Metazoa; Arthropoda; Insecta; Hymenoptera; Braconidae
Exons: 4
Coding region: 1-807 (268 amino acids)
Source: RefSeq, a predicted model, not a curated record